AUGGCCGCUGCGGCCGACAGUGUGGAGAUUACUGUCCUUAGUCUCGGAGGCGGUGAAGUCACAAAGUUGAUCGCCAGCCAGGAGACUACAGUGAAGGAGUUGAAGGAGCAGAUCUCGGCAACGGCCAGUUUGCCAGCUUUUUUGCUGAGUUUGACCUUCGAGGAGACGGAGUUGGAAGAAGCUCACACGUGUGGAAAACUCGGAUGGACUGGAGCUGUGUCCAUCUACAUGGUGGUGAAGAGCGUCGAUCUGGACGGCCACAUUGCGAGCUUGAGGCAUACGGAAGAGUACCUGCCCGCAGAAGACUUGCGGACCAUCUGCUCGCUUGCGCAG
Symbiodinium pilosum is the source of this 333-nucleotide messenger RNA. The record is from the annotation of a GenBank genome assembly. Lineage: Eukaryota; Dinophyceae; Suessiales; Symbiodiniaceae.